GAUCUCUCCAGCGUGCGCAAUUACUGUGACGUCACUGCUGAUCCAGAUCUAACGGACUCUAGGACCCCGCUAUAGCUCCUUCCCGCUGACGGGCCUCUGCGGCGUCUGAAGCCCUAGACGGCGGAGCGGAGCAGGCCGGUGCCGGUGCCGGGGAGGGUCAGGACGGGGAGAGACGCGGAGGGAAGACGGGCAGCGCGCGACCACCGGAGGGUUCAGGCCCGGGGCUGCAUGGCGAAACGGGGAGAAGGAGGAUUUGAUGGUCAGAAGGUGGAUCAGUUUCAUCGCCACAAAAGUCCCUCAGCAUUUUAAUGUCUUUUAUUUCAUUUGCGUUGAUUUCAAAUGCAUCGAUCAGGCCUGUAGUGUGUUUUUGUUUCAUCAUGCCUCUUGAUCUGGACUGUGACGCAGCGGAGAACAAAACGAGUCCAGAGGCUAAACAAAAAGUGUGUGAGGUCACACAUGAAGAGAGAGUGACGGACACACCAACACGAAGAGUCGGACGACCCGCUCGAAAACGUAAAGCACCAGGAGUGGAUAGUUGUGGGCGUGUGAUUGAGGGCGUGGCCUUUAUUAAGCAGGCGGGGUUUAACGGUGAAGCAGAGAAUCGGGUUUCAAAGAAAAACCUUGAACAGAGCGACUCCUCCCCUGACUCCACCCACCAAAACGGCACAGACACGCCUUCUGGAGCAGACGGAGACUCUGCCCCUUCCACUCCACGGAAGAAACGAGGGAGACGGAAACUCCAGCACCCGGAGCGCCACAUUGAAGAGGACGAUACCAGCAGCGACACCAGCAGAGGAGAGAGCGACGGGGGUCGUCUGAGGGGCCGGCAGGGCUGGGACAUCAGUUUGAGGAGACGUCCCGUACAAAGAGAAACCUUCCAAGCCGGAGACCCCUAUCACAUCAGCCGCCGAGAGAAAGAGGAGUUGCUCGCCCGCUGGAGGAAGGAGAAGGUCAGAGAGACACCAGAAGAGGAGAAGGCCCAACUGGGGAUCACCAUGAGUGACAUAAUGGACGACCAAUCAGCUGUGGGCUCUCAGAAGGAGGAGGAGUCAGCUAUCAACCUCCCAUCCACACCCACACCUCAGCAGCAGCACACUGACCCCGCCUCCCCAACGGUCGCCACGACGCCGGAGCCGCCUCCCGUCGCCUGCGGCAACAAAGUGAUGACGAGAUCCUCAGAGAUGGAUCUGGAGUAUGAGGACGGCCGUGGGUUCGGGAUCGGAGAGCUGGUUUGGGGGAAGCUGCGGGGAUUCUCCUGGUGGCCCGGCCGGAUCGUGUCUUGGUGGAUGGCGAGCCGCAGUCGGGCCGCUGAAGGCACCCGCUGGGUCAUGUGGUUUGGAGAUGGCAAAUUCUCAGUGGUGUGUGUGGAAAAGCUGUUGCCCUUGAGCACAUUUUGCACGUCUUUUCAUCAGCCCACCUACAACAAACAGCCCAUGUACAGAAAAGCCAUCUAUGAAGUUUUACAGACGGCAGGUAUGCGUGCUGGUAAACCGUUCCCUGUGUGUGUGUCCGCCGAUGACCCGGACAUAUCGAACAGUGUUGAAGUGCUCACGCAGCAGAUGAUUGAAUGGGCCAGCACUGGGUUUCUCCCUUCUGGUGCCAAAGGCCUGGAGCCGCCACCAGCGGAGCGGAGCCCGUAUACUGAGGUGUAUCCAGAGAUGUGGGUGGAGCCUGAGGCCGCUGCGUACUCGGCUCCGCCCCCUGCCAAGAAACCCAGGAAGAACAGUGUCGAGAAACCCAAAAUCAAAGAGAUUAUUGAUGAAGGAACUCGAGAGAGACUCGUGUAUGAAGUCAGACAAAAGUGUCGCAAUAUUGAAGAUAUUUGUAUUUCCUGUGGAAGUCUGAACGUUGCACUAGAACAUCCUCUGUUUAUCGGAGCCAUGUGCCAGAGCUGCAAGAACAGUUUCCUGGAGUGCGCGUAUCAGUACGAUGAUGACGGUUAUCAGUCAUACUGCACCAUCUGCUGCGGAGGACGAGAAGUGCUCAUGUGUGGGAACAACAACUGCUGCAGGUGUUUCUGCGUGGAGUGUGUCGAUCUGCUCGUGGGGUCCGGAUCCGCACAGGCCGCUAUCCGUGAAGACCCCUGGAACUGCUACAUGUGCUGCAGCAGGAACGUCUCGGGCAUCCUGAGACGCAGAGACGACUGGACCUCACGACUGCAGCUGUUCUUCGCCAACAACCACGACCAGGACUUUGAACCGACAAAGCUGUAUUCACCAAUGGCAGCAGAGAACAGGCAGCCAAUCAGAGUGCUUUCUUUAUUUGAUGGCAUCGCUACAGGGCUGCUGGUGCUGAAGGAUCUGGGCAUUCAGGUGGAGCGGUACGUGGCGUCAGAGGUGUGUGAGGACUCCAUCACGGUGGGGAUCGUGCGACACCACGGAAAGAUCAUGUAUGUGGGAGACGUCAGGAACAUCACACGUAAACAUAUUCAGGAGUGGGGGCCGUUUGAUCUCGUGAUCGGUGGAAGCCCCUGUAACGAUCUGUCCAUCGUCAACCCUGCCAGGAAAGGCCUGUUCGAGGGCACCGGGCGUCUGUUCUUUGAGUUCUACCGGCUGCUUCAUGAAGCACGGCCCAAAGAAGGAGACGAGCGACCGUUCUUCUGGCUGUUUGAAAAUGUCGUCGCAAUGGGAAUCAGUGACAAGAGAGACAUCUCACGCUUUCUGGAGUGUAAUCCAGUUAUGAUCGACGCCAAGGAGGUGUCUGCCGCACACAGAGCUCGAUACUUCUGGGGAAACUUGCCUGGAAUGAACCGGUACAACUGCUUGAACAUCUGCUGUAUGAGCGAGAUAAGAUGUGAAUGUUUCAGUUACAGUACAUGUGAAACAGGCAUGAAGAGUGAACAUCAGACAAACAAGGGAACAAACUCUCUCUGUCUCUCUCUCAGUCCUCUGACUGCCAUGAUGAAUGACAGACUCGAGCUGCAAGACUGUCUGGAACAUGGACGCACAGCUAAGUUCGGGAAAGUGCGAACCAUCACAACUCGCUCAAACUCAAUAAAACAAGGCAAAGACCAGCACUACCCCGUCUACAUGGACAAUAAAGAGGAUAUCCUGUGGUGCACGGAGAUGGAGAGAGUUUUCGGCUUCCCCGUCCAUUACACAGAUGUGUCCAACAUGAGUCGUCUCGCCAGGCAAAGGCUUCUGGGAAGGUCGUGGAGCGUGCCUGUGAUUCGCCACCUCUUCGCUCCGCUGAAGGAAUAUUUUGCCUGUAACUGAAGCUCCACCCACCACACAUCAUGAUGGCGUCGUGACAUCCCUCCUCUUCCUUUCUUGCAUAUCCAAUAAGUUCCACCUUCUUGUGGUUUCCAUUUUUGCUUGUGGCCUCUGAAUGGCUGGUGCUAUUCUAAUAUUACUAUUCAACCCACUAGACAGCCACAUUUCAGAUAUUUAUUUGAAAACAAUUUAUUUGAGUCCAGAUUUUUUAUUUUCUUGUAUUUUAUUGACAGUCGGUUUAGGAUUUUUUUUUUUUCAACUGUGACAACUCUUUCUCUCUCACACAACUGACAGAGACAACAUGUGUGUGUGUUUGCAAGUGUAUGUUUGUCCGAGUGUGAAAAUAUAGAGCACAAAGCACUGGAUGACGAGGUGUGAAACAGAAGCAGACGCUCUUUGAAUACUCAAAGCAGACGAAUCCCGUCCCCCAAACCUUAAACUUAUGUUACCCCGUGAACUAACCAGGUAUGAUAUGGAAAUCUUCAAGAAUCAAAUCAUAUUUGAUGUUUAAUAUAGAAAGAAUCUAACAGAAAAUAUGUCUAGGUCAUAUUUCAUCCUGAUACCAAAAGUAAAAGAAAAAAAGUAAAAAAUGUUUUGCAUUAUUUUAUUGACAAUUAAGCACAUUUACCCAAUAAAAUCGCAUUACUGUAUUUCAUAUAUAUAUAUAUAUAUAUAUAUAUAUAUAUAUAUAUAUAAAUGUAAAGAAAUUUUGUUUUUUCUUAACAUGGAGUAAUUAACAUUAACAUUAUUUUAUUUAUUAGGGAUAGGAAGAUUAACUGAUUCGCUCGGUGCAUCGACAUUAAAAAGUUUGCAUUAGCUACAAGUCAGCAUUUGUAUCGCAACAUAAUACAUGCACCAGUGGUGGUAGAAAAACUAAGUUUAAGACCCUCUGGAUUGCUUGUAAUAAAGAUUUAAAUGCAAAAGAAAAGGCACAAGAGCCAACUGUUUCUGUCAGUGGUGAGUUUAAAUUUAAAAUCUUUUAACACGAAAUGUAAGCUAUAUGUUGUGUUUAAAUGUGUUGCCACUUGCUUGAGCAACUUAUAAAAACCUAAAGAGUCAAAUGCAUGAAUAAUACAUUUUUUACAUUUAUUGAGUUUAAACUAAAGAUUGUUACUGUACUGUGAUAAAAGAGGAUCACAAUGCUGAAAGAGCUUUUUCAGUAGCAACGUUUGGAUUUGAAAUCAAAAUAAUGGAUAAAUGUUGUGUUUGUUUGCAACACGAAUUAAGACUGUGUGAAAGCACAAUGAGUCCGUGCAGCUUCUGCACCGCAGACGUAGUGCUCAUAGACCGCAUACGCACUGCAGACGGAAGUGAACGAGUGCUGUAAAAUAAAAUACCACAAUGCACAAAAAAUGUUUAAUAAAAUUAAGGUUCUAAAAUGGGCUAAGAAAAUUCUAGAUUUUUUUUUCUUUGGAUGAAAUGUAACUCUGGGCAUAUUUUCAUGAGAUUGAUUAAGCAGUGCUACAGUUUUAUUUCUACUAUUACAUUAAUAGAAAUCAGGUAAAUCACAUCUAGUUAGAUUAACAUGGAAGAAUUGCAAUUUAUCACUUACUGCUUUGCCAUGUGGUGCCUGGUUAGUAUACGUGUCUGUAACAUCGACACAAACAUCAUUUUUACACAUAAACACACAUUUCCUGUGAGAGAGAAGAUGUUCUUGAAAAAUCAACAAUACACUGUUUACAGUCUUAUUAUGGUACUACUAAACUUCAGCAACUAUUCACUCACAACUCCACUAUGGUGCUCUCUCUCUCUCUCUCUCUCUACACCUUUCUGCUGGAGCCUAUAGGGCACAUAUGAGAGAGCUGUGUCCCAUCACACACACAUGCAUGCUGAGAGCUGUGUUACACGUUCAUACACCUCAAAGAGACAGUUUACCCAAAAAUAAAAAUUCUGUCCUCCUUUUUUCACCCUCAUGUCAUUCCGACCACAUACACACUGCAGCUAAUUUUGGUUGUCAGUUCACUUUUUAGUGCUUAGUUCUGUUCUGUACACACUUACAACAACCGCAUUUUACCAAAUGAAGUCAUUUACAAAAAUUGUAUGUAGUGUGUAUGGAACAGGGUUGCCAGGUCUCAGAACAAAACCAGUCCCAUUGCUAAUCAAAACUUGACCGUUUUUUUUUUCCUUUUUUUUUUUUCUUUCAUCAAGGGGCUAUAGCAUUCACUUUAACCCGCAAACAAACAAACAAACAAAAAAACACGGAACCAUUGUAAAAGUAGUGCAGUUUUGAGGGAAAACCACUGACUUGGCAACACCGGUAUAUAACCAAACUAGCUGUUCAUGCAGCAUUUAAGCAUAUAUCAGAGUUGUCUUUUCUGUAAUGUGCUAGAAAUCACCGUGAAUUAGGUUUUGACUCGUUAAUGUUGCCAGAUAUUUCUAUAAAAACAGCAAAUAACAAUCCUGUAAUGAGCUUAAAAUAAAAUGCUUUAUUGUGUAAAGAUACCACAUGCCAAAAUAUUGUGCCAUGCACCUACUGUAUGAGUAAACACAAGCCCAAAAACAAUUAAUAAGCAUUGCUUAUAAUAAGUGGAAGUGUUAACCCUUCAAGAGCCUUCCAAACAGCUCUGUUGAUGGUGGUUUUAUUUAAAUUGACGAACACAGCUUGGUCUUUGGUUACUUUGAGGAGGUGAAUAACUGAUGACAUUGGUUUAGUUUUUGGGUGAACUACUCCUUUGUAAAAGAUUUUUUUUUUUUUUUUUUAUAAGAUCAUGUCGUUUGCUGUCGUCUCUGAUGCAAUAUUCUGCCAACACCACACACCGACCUUCCGCAUGUAGAAAUGGAAUAACUUGCAUCCGAUUCUGCCAGAUCUUGCCGUUUUCAGUCCAGAUACCACCACUCUUACUGUAUUUGGUGUUUGUGUGUGUUCAGUCUGGUAUCAGGGAUGUUGUGUCGUUUUUAGCCCCUGCAUGUGUUUCUACUGGUGGUGCAGAAAUUCAAUGGUGCCGCAGAUACUCCAUGGUGCAGCUUCAUGGUGCUUCGUUCUUACUCUCUCCUGGCUUGCAUUCUGCUUCAGGUUCAGCUCGGCUACGUUCACACUGCAAUUGCUGGAUUUUUAGCCCAGACCUGUUUUUUGAUUAUUAUUUUUUUAUUUAUUUAGAUUAAUAUUUUUAUUCAGAAAGGAUGCAUUAAACUGAUUAAAUGUGACAAUAGAUACAUUUAUGAUGUAAAAAAAAAUGUAGACAGUAUUUCAAAUAAAUGCUGGUCUUUUGAAAAUUUGAUUCAUUACAGAAUCCUGAAAAAUGUCAGUUUUCACAAAAUACGAAGCACGAACUGUUUUCACUGAAAUAGCAAGAAAUGUUUCUUGAGCAGCAAACCAGCAUAUUAGAAUGAUUUCUGAAGGAUCAUGUGACACUAAAGACUAGAAUAAUUGAUCACAGGAAUAAAUAACACUUUAUUCAAAUAGCAAACAGCUAUUUUAAAUUGUAAUAAUAUUGCAAUUUAUUGCUGUUUUUACUGUAUUUUUGAUGCGGCAGGUUAGUAUAAUUGUAUCGUUGACUUAACCUUGCUAUAAAUUCAAAUUAUUUUUUAAUUCUACUAUAUGAAGUGUUGAAAAGGAGAUUGUAAUAUUUAAAGAAAACAAAUAAAUUAAAUUCAGAUACCUUUAUUUAAAAAGAAAUUGUGCCCUAAAAUCUGAGGCCACACUGAAAUUCUGGGAUUCAACGUGUAAUGUAAAAAAUAACCAUUUAUUUUUAGAAUUUCGGAAAAUAAAAAUGAAUGAUAAAAUAGUCCCGGUUCUGAAUUAGGCUCUUGCGAUGUGAGCGUAGCCUUUCUCUCUGGUGCUGAACUGCAUACAGAUCAGUCAAAGUGCUAAUCUAAAGGCUGAUUAGUAUUGUAUUUCUCCCGUUCCGGUUUUUGAUAGUCUUGACAUAUUCAGUGCUCCUUCGGUCAGGGUUCUGGGAAAGUGGCCCAUCUGUGUGAUGUCCUAAAAGCUGGUCACAUGGUGCUCCCAGAAUCUAGAGUCCUCUUGUGGUGCAAGCGGAGAGUUCACACUUGGAUUAUGUGCAAACUGGAUUACUCUACCAAGUGUGUUGUUUUAUAAUCCUGUUUCACAUCUGAAGUAAACAGGACUCUGGUGCUCACAGAGAUGUGCUUCGAAAAAUCAAGGAUUUUUGUACGAAUUUGCUAAUUCGAUUGGUCCUCACUGGAGGGAAGAGUUUAUACAGAUCACAUUUCAACCGGGAAAGCAAACUAACAUAUUGGACUACUUCUUAUUUGAGGGUUGCUCGUUUCUUCAAACUUUUGACUGACGUGACGUUGAAAUCUGGUCAGCUAACUCAUUACCUGAAAGAUGGUUUUAUUUGCAGUUUCAGAUCUGAAUUAUUAUAUCACAGUUGAUGUUGAGAUAUGCUUAUGGCCCACAGGUUAUAGUAAACUUCUGCUUGAGCGCAUGCUCAGAAACCAGACUUUAAGGAGAACAUCCUGCUAUUUAGCUGUUUGAUAAUAGUAAUUCACUUCAGGCAAACAUGAUUCGAAACAUUUUUGAGUCUUUUAAAGAGUGUUAAGUUGAAAUGCAAAAAAGUCUAGAAAUUGAUUGAGAUACUGUCAAUUUUUGUUGCCAAAAACCUCUAAGAAGAACAUGCACUUCCAUGACCAGCAUGAUGUCUUUUGAGUUUUGUAGACUAUUGGAGUAAUUUAGCAUUACAUUACUUGGUCACCAAUGGAUCCUCUGCAGUGAAUGGGUGGAACCACAGAUUUUAAGUCAGUUUUCUUUUUUGGGUGAGCUCUUCCUUUAAUGCUAACCCAUUCAUUUCUGACAACUCUUUUUGCUCCAGAGGCAGAAUAUUUAGCUUUUGGAUGGAGAUUUUGAAAUGCAGGAUGUUCUCCUUUCAAGGUUGCUUGGUAGAAUCUGACUCCUUUAGCAGGAUCUUCGUGGCACUGUGCUGGGCCGAACCGCUCGUAGCCUUAGAGUCUGUUUGUGUUUGUUUGGUGAAGGCUGGUCAAUCUCGUAACGCAACGUGAGGUUUGAUUGUUAUUAGUCGAGACUUAAGUGGUAAAUGAAUUGUACAUUAAUGAUAAGUUUGCCUCUUUUUUAGAAUUUAUUACAUUUUGUGUGCUGGGUGUUUUUAAAUUCAUUUAGAGUAAUUCUGCCGUGUUUAUUGGCUAGUGUAUGAUUAUAUGCAUGGCUGUUAUAAUAAAAGGGGGUGGGGUCGAAGGCGGGGCUAUGAACUAGUGAUGGGCGUGGCCAAUUAAUGGAAAGGCCAGAGAAUUCUUUUCUAUUUAUGAACCCUGGUGGGGAAGAUGAUUGACAGGUGAUGCGCUCAAAGGCCGACCAAUAACCUGUCAUCAGCUUUAAAGGAGGCGGGUCUUGUCUGAGGUUAUUUUAGGAAUAAUACAAGUAUCUCGAUCCGAGAAGGUUGUUUCAAAAAGGUGCUAUACAAUUUAUUCUUAAAUGAUGAGCUAGAAAAGAAUGACGUGAAAAUAUAUCGUUGAGAAGUGACUUGGUCUUGACAAUGACUGUUUUUUUGUUGUGUAGUCUUGAGGAAGCACUAUUAUUUUACUCUUUUAUGAAUAUAUUAACAAAGGCAUUUUAACUUUGUACUUGAUGAAAAUGUAAACGUAAAAAAGAUGAUUAAAAAUGUACAGAUUCAUGUGUUUUAGCCUAGACAUUACUGUAGUAUGUGCCUCUCAGUAAGAAACCUUCAUUCAUACUGUAUUCACACGCUGCCUUCAGGUCACGUCGGAAUGAUCGUAUUUACGAGUCGAGCGCUUACCGUUAAGAAACUCUGGGUUUUCUUGAAUUUUUUGGGUUUCGUCUCAAUUGAUCGAUCCCAGUUGGUCAUAAUUUGGUUUUCAUUGAAAUAGCCUACCAUGUAAUUUAGGUUUGCAUACGGUGUGAAAAGGGCCGUAUCAGAAAAUACCAUGAGGGGAAAAAACUACAUUUCCCAUCAUUCUUUGCAGUAGUGUCAAAAACCGCACCUAAUACACAUCUCUUCAUUUUCUGCUAAAGAGCUUGUUUGUCAGGAAAUACAUUUGAUUCUGACCACUUUGCAUCGACUUUCGAACUCGUAAGUAGGAGCUUCCCCGGAGGACUUGAAGGCAGCAUUACUGUACACUGUUACGUAACUGCUUGGAAGUGAUGGCAAAACUACAUUACCCAACAUUCCUUUCUACAGACUCCCUUCAUGUACUCCUGCUACGAUCAGACUGUAUUGUUUUUUAUAUAUGAUUGUCGUUGCCUCAAUAUUUAUUGCCCUGCAGCCUCGUCCAUCUGAUCAGUCCACAGGUCUCUCUCUUUUACUUUUUCUUCAUCCACUGUAACACACCUUUAUCCUCACCCUCUCUCUCUCUCUGUGUGUGUGGCUGUAGUUCUGUUGUGUUUCGAUGGUCUUUGGAGUGUUAUAGUAGCAGUUCAUCCUUCCAUAAUUCUCUCUGUACGCAGUGAAAGGAGAGACAGCCGAACGCAGGCUCCUUUCCUGUGAGCGUGUGCUGGGGGACACUUGAAUUAAAUGUACUGUUUUUGUGCUAAAA
This is a messenger RNA of Carassius gibelio (silver crucian carp), 9680 nucleotides long. RefSeq names its product DNA (cytosine-5-)-methyltransferase 3 alpha a (gene dnmt3aa). Bases 309 to 3215 code for a protein of 968 amino acids. Gene Ontology annotation, molecular function: methyltransferase activity. Gene Ontology annotation, biological process: negative regulation of DNA-templated transcription. The transcript is spliced from 22 exons. The record is from RefSeq and is a predicted model, not a curated record. Gene Ontology annotation, cellular component: nucleus; cytoplasm. Lineage: Eukaryota; Metazoa; Chordata; Actinopteri; Cypriniformes; Cyprinidae.